Messenger RNA from Caenorhabditis elegans, 1221 nucleotides. RefSeq lists its product as uncharacterized. The record is from RefSeq and is marked reviewed. The transcript is spliced from 5 exons. Lineage: Eukaryota; Metazoa; Nematoda; Chromadorea; Rhabditida; Rhabditidae. Bases 373 to 990 code for a protein of 205 amino acids.
AGAUUGCAUGUACGAAAUAAAUAAAAUUUGCCACAAUCCACCCAUCCUGUUCUGACGAAAUGAAGAAAAAACGGAUAGAAUUAGCUUAUCGUUAGCCGAGAGAUUGCGACAACGAGUCGAGAGAAGGACGUAAACUUUGAUAAGAAUCUGGGAUUUCUCGUUUCAUCAGCGCCUGGAUCGGUUUUCGACAAGACACCGCCGCUCCCACUUUCCCUAUAACGACAUCAUCUGUUAGUUCUCAGAUUAUUUCGUCAGUUUUAUCAUUGAAUGAUGAUGCUUCUAUCGGUGUUGAUUCUCAUGGCACCUGCCGCAUUAUUAGCUGAGCCCAUGUUGUAUAUGUUCCCAACAAAUCCUCAACUUCAUCCAUCAAGUAUGUAUCCAAAUCAACAAUUUAUGCGUGGAAAAGUCAGAGAUCUUCCGGAUUCUGGAGUCAUUUAUUUGAAUCGGAUUAAACCAAUUGCUCAGGAGUUCCAACAAGAAACAACUGCCGAGGUAGAAGUUUCGGUGCAAAAUAUUCCACGUCACGGUAAAUCACCAUCAUCAUUUGAAAAGUACAAUUCUGUAGAAGAACGUUCUCCAACUAGACUCCCAAUGAUCACAACAAGCACUACUGCGCCUAAAAUUCUCAUUGAAAAGAAAGUCAAUCAGCAAAAGCAAGAAUUCCAAAAAUCAAAACAAAGUCAACUCUCGGUUCCCGAAGAAGCCGAAUUAGAUAGACUUCUUGACGAUUUGCUGAAAAGUGACAAUAUUCCAAAGAAAACCUUGCAAUUAGCGAAGAUCGGAAGAAGAAGUUCAAAGAGACAUGUCGGUGCUUAUAAACCAAAAGUUAUCUCAUUUGAUGGAACAGCUCGUGUUAAUAAGCAACAUGCUAGAGCUCAUGCAAGUCCAACUUCAAUUGGUCUGAAUCCAAUCAAGACUUAUGCUUACGGCUCUUCCUCUUCUCAAAAUCGUGGCCCAGAUUUUGAUCCGUGGGAGAGAAUGGGACAGUAAUAUUUCCUCGAAAUUUCAGUAAUAAUAAUAGUUUUUAAUUAUUUUCAGUUGACAUAAUAAUGACCUAAUCUUCUCAAUCUAUUGAUCUGAUAAUUAGUAAAUUUUAAUUUUAAAAUGUUGUUUUUCUGAAAAAGUUUUCUGUACCUCGCAUAGUUCGCAUUUAAUAUGAAUCAGAAGACAACUGCCCAUUUUUUCUAUUGUCCUCAAUUCUAUAUAAAUAUUUAUGAAAGC